CUCAGGUGCUCAGGCAGAGAGUCGCGUUCUGCUGGGCGGAAGAGGGACGAACCAAUCACAUGCGCUACAGAUAAGAUUAGAUCUGAUCGCCAAGCUAGUUCGAACUCUCCCUUCCGCCGGCUUCAUUUGCGGCUUCGUCCGGUCAGGUCCUAGGCCUGCUUGAUCUCCAUACUGCCAUCGACUGAGCUCUGUCUCGCAGAGGAAUGUCUUGACUCAUUCACUUCCUAUACACAACUCUACUUUGUUAACUAGUCGAACCCCUCCAAUGCCGACCUAACCCUUCAAUCUUCCUACUUUCUACCUUGGAUUUUAUUGCUUGAGCUCUACAAAUAUGCCUCCUCACCUUCAUCCGCGGUCGCGGUCGACGACUGGCCUAUUCGCCGGCACGUUACUGGCCUCUCUCAUGGUUGUCGGGAUCCCACACGUCUUUCCUUGCCCUGCUCCGCGCCGCACAUUUGCCGAUUCCGAGAUGACCAUGACCGUCGAUGGGCAACAGAUUCAGAGAGUACGACGGAGGAGGCGGAAAGAUGCCGAGGCAACCGCACAAGACGAGGGCAUGCCUGCUAGGACACCAUUGGCGAGUGAGGAGGAAGUGUCGACGUUUCUACAGUUAGAAGAGGAAGCUGCAUUGCUAUCGAAGCCCGGAAGAGAGUGUCCCGUUCCAAAACCGACGGGCAUGUUGGGUGACCUGCUGGGCUUCUCGAAACAACCCUUUACACAAACGUCCCAGACAGAGAGCCGACAGCCGGAUGCUGAGGGGCGACGGAGUCAAUGAGGAGUGUGAGGAGUGUGACAAUAGUAAAGGGAUCGGAGGAAACAUUGAUGACUGAGCCAUUGGUGCUCCCAUUAUUGGACCCAUUAUCUCAGGCACUGGGCGUCCAUCAAGCGAGCGAAGCCAGCGAUAUACCCCAUGUACAGUUUACCACUAUCUGGCUAUUAUUGUACCAUUAGAAGGAUGUGCGAGUACUUAGAUAGACCAUACGUAUAAGCUCCAACGAUACUUGACAUGAUGAUUUGAUUUAAUCCUGCUAACUAAGUAUAACUGUGCUUUAAAAUCUGUUGUGAGAGUCGACUGGCC
This is a messenger RNA of Aspergillus calidoustus, 1078 nucleotides long. The record is from the annotation of a GenBank genome assembly. Lineage: Eukaryota; Fungi; Ascomycota; Eurotiomycetes; Eurotiales; Aspergillaceae.